CAACUCCUCUAGCUUUUGUGCUUCCUGUCUAUUACUCAGCCGCCAAAGCUUUCAUCUACAACGCUUCCGACGACAUUGCCGAGGCUGCCAUCUCCCCGCAACACUCACGCAGUAGAGAUUCCUCCCCCUCACCCCUUGGUGACCUUGAUGCGCCUUGUUGUUCCUCCUAGGCUUCACUCAAAUCGUCUACCUUUUAUAGCAACUCACAUUUACCACAGACUUCUUUAAUAUCCGUCUUUCGCCGGUCCAUUCACCAUCCUUUCUCGGUUGAAACCUUUCUCCUCGAACAUGAAUCCGUCCAUGCUCCGCACGGCCUCGCGCCACCUCCAGACGGCAAACCGCCUACACAGAAUACAAGCCGCCUCGCUCGCCCCUACGAAGCGUGGCUAUGCGACCUUCAACUGGGAAGACCCCUUAGUUGCUUCCGAACUGUAUACUGAGGAGGAAUUGGCGAUUCAAGAUACCGCUCGGCAGUACUGUCAGGAGCGGUUGCUGCCUCGUGUUCUUGAUGCCUACCGAAACGAGAACUAUGACCGCAAGAUCCUCGAAGAAAUGGGCGAGCUUGGCCUCCUGGGCGCCAACAUCGAGGGAUACGGAUGCGCGGGGGCGAGCACCGUGGCCUCGGGCUUGAUCACCAAGGAGGUCGAAAGGGUAGACUCGGGCUAUCGUUCGGGAAUGUCGGUGCAGAGUUCGCUGGCGAUGACCGCCAUUCACGAAUUCGGUACUCAGGAGCUCAAGGAUCGUCUCCUUCCCGACUUAGCGAAGGGCAAGUUGGCGGGCUGUUUUGGUCUUACGGAACCCAAUCACGGCUCUGAUCCCGGGUCAAUGGAGACUGUAGCACGGGAGCAUCCCACCAAAAAGGGAUACUACUUGCUGUCUGGCACCAAGACGUGGAUCACCAACUCCCCUAUCUCGGACAUCAUGAUUGUCUGGGCGAAGCUGCAGAGUACGGGCAAGAUCCGCGGAUUUGUCGUCGAGCGCAGCAAGUGUCCUCCCGGCACGUUGGAGACUCCGGCUAUCAAAAACAAGACCGCGCUGCGCGCUUCGAUCACCGGGAUGAUCCAGAUGGACGACUGCCCUGUGCCCGCGGAGAACAUGUUCCCGGAGGUGCAGGGCCUCGCGGGCCCCUUUACGUGUCUCAACAGUGCUCGUCUGGGCAUCGCGUUUGGCACCAUGGGUGCCCUUGAAGACUGCUUGGAUCGGGCCCGGACGUACGCCCUGGAGAGGAAGCAAUUCAAGGGUAACCCGCUGGCGAAGUACCAACUGAUCCAGAAGAAAUUGGCAGAUGCGGCGACGGACGCUGCGUACGGUACGCUGGCCGCGACGCAGGUAGCCCGGUUGAAGGAUGCCGGCAAAUGCACUCCUGAGAUGAUUUCGAUGGUCAAGCGACAGAACUGUGACCGUGCCUUGGCCAAUUCGCGGAUACUUCAGGAGGUUUUCGGCGGCAACGCCACCAGCGAUGAAUACCAUAUUGCCCGCCAUGUUGCCAAUCUGUUCGUGGUGCAGACCUAUGAGGGACAGAGUGACAUUCAUACUCUGAUUCUGGGACGGGCCAUCACCGGAGUCCAAGCCUUUGUUUAACGCAUCUAGCACAUCAUACCAUAAUAUGUACAUAAGCAGGCAGUGAUUCCGCAUCCG
This is a messenger RNA of Aspergillus homomorphus CBS 101889, 1638 nucleotides long. Its product is annotated as acyl-CoA dehydrogenase. NCBI's taxonomy places the organism in Eukaryota, Fungi, Ascomycota, Eurotiomycetes, Eurotiales, Aspergillaceae. Gene Ontology annotation, cellular component: mitochondrial inner membrane. The record is from RefSeq and is a predicted model, not a curated record. Gene Ontology annotation, molecular function: flavin adenine dinucleotide binding; fatty-acyl-CoA binding; glutaryl-CoA dehydrogenase activity. The transcript is spliced from 4 exons. Gene Ontology annotation, biological process: fatty acid beta-oxidation using acyl-CoA dehydrogenase; fatty-acyl-CoA biosynthetic process. The coding region runs from base 289 to 1581 and encodes 430 amino acids.